CUGGGCCACCUGGGCCGGCCGCUGCACCUCUGUCCGGUGUGCACCGCGGCCACCACGGCUGCCAACCCCCGACCUAGAUACCGAGUGUACCAUGCAGUGCCUGGGCGCCGAGUACUCGGUUUCCGCAGAGAAAACACCCGGGCAGCGCGAGUGGCGACCCCAGAUUUAUAGGAAAUGCACAGAUACGGCAUGGCUGGUCCUGUUCUUUCUCUUUUGGACUGGUUUGGUGUUCAUCAUGGGCUACUCGGUGGUGGCUGGAGCAGCGGGAAGACUCCUCUUCGGCUAUGACAGCUUCGGCAAUGUCUGUGGCAAGAGGAACUCCCCAGUGGAAGGGGCCCCCCUCUCAGGGCAGGACAUGACUCUCAAAAAACACGUGUUCUUCAUGAAUGCCUGUGACCUGGAAGUCAAAGACCAGUGGCUUGGUCCCACAGCCCUCUGUGUGUCCAGCUGUCCUGAGAAGCAGCUGGACACCCUGGAAGAGGUCCAGCUCUUCGCCGACAUCAAUGGGUCUUUCCUGUGUGUCUAUAGCUUGAACUCCUUCAACUAUACUCAGAGUCCAAACGCAGAUACACUGUGUCCCACGCUCCCUGUUCCUCCAAGCAAGCCCUUUCCCCUGUUUAACCGGUGCAUCCCUCAGACCCCCGAGUGCUAUUCCUUAUUUGCAUCAGUCUUGAUAAACGAUGCUGACGCUCUCCAUCGAAUUCUAAGUGGAAUAAUGGCGGGAAGAGACACCAUCCUCGGCCUGUGUGUCUUCACGUUCGCCUUGUCCCUGGCCAUGAUGCUCACUUUCCGAUUCAUCUCCACGCUUCUGGUCCAUAUUAUCAUUUCGUUGGUUAUUUUGGGAUUGCUGUUUGUCUGCGGCGUCUUAUGGUGGUUGUAUUACGACUACACCAACGACCUCAGCACAGAGUUGGACACAGAAAGGGAGAAUAUGAAGUGCAUGCUGGCCUUUGCCAUCAUUACGACAGUCGUGACGGCGGUUCUCCUCCUCUUGAUUUUCACCCUCAGAAAGAGAAUGAAAUCGACAGUCGAGCUUCUCCGCGUCACAAAUCAAGCCAUCAGCAGCUGUCCGUCCCUGCUGCUCCAGCCCUUGUGGACGUUUGCCGCCCUCGUCUUCUUCUGGGUCCUCUGGGUGGCUGUGCUGCUGAGCCUGGGGACUGCUGGCACUGCCCAGGUGCUGGAAGGUGGCCAUGUGGAAUACAAGCCCCUUUCGGGCAUUCGGUUCAUGUGGUGGUACCAUUUAAUCGGCCUCAUCUGGACUAGCGAGUUCAUCCUUGCAUGCCAGCGGAUGACCGUAGCAGGAGCAGUGACUGCUUGCUACUUCAACAGGAAUCAAAACGACCCUCCUGCCCAUCCAAUCCUUUCGUCUCUCUCCAUACUUUUCUGCUACCAUCAAGGAACUGCGGCGAAAGGGUCGUUUUUAAUCACUGUGACGAGGAUCCCAAGAGUCAUUCUCACGCACAUUUAUAGUACUCUGAAAGAACCGCAUGGCACGUGGUCAAGAGGCGCGUUCAGAUGCGGCUACUACUGUGGGCUUCCGUGUCUCACCAGACACCUGCACCAUCUCAACCAGAACGCAUACACCGCAGCUGCCAUUAAUGGGACGGACUUCUGCGCAUCAGCCAAAGACGCGCACAAAGUCAUGUCCAAGAACUCAAGUCAUCUCACGUCUGUUAACUGCUUUGGAAACUUCGUCAUCUUCCUGGGAAAGGUGCUGGUGGUGUGCUUCACUGUUUUCGGCGGGCUGAUGGCGUUUAACUACAACCGCGCGCUGCAGGUGUGGGCCAUCCCUCUGCUGCUAGUGGCCUUUUUCGCCUACCUAGUGGCCCACAGUUUCUUGUCUGUGUUUGAAACCGUGCUCGACAUACUUUUCCUGUGCUUCGCUGUGGACCUGGAAACCAAUGACGGAUCAUCAGAGAAGCCAUACUUCAUGCACCCCGAGUUCUUGAGUUUUGUAAAACGGAUCAACAACUUAAACAAUGCAAGGUCUCAAGAACACAAGGACUCAUUACCAAAUGAAGAAGGCACAGAGCUGAGGCCCAUUGUGAGAUAGGGACCCAGAGACUUCUGUACCUGAACAACCUGAGCAUGCUUUGACCUUGCAGGUGAUGCUGACACAAAGUCUACAGCUAUUUUCACAUGAACCAGAGCAAGAAAAGGCAUGGUAAAACUGUUUAUACUGCAUCUCUUUAAAAGUACCUGGGCACCGUGACAUGCGUCUACAAUUCAUCCCCAGCAAUUAGGCAGCUGAAGUACCAAGACUACCAGUGUAAGGCCAGCCUGUGCUACACGGGCAUUUAAAGCCAACCUGAAUGCUAUGUAGAGACCUUAU
Chionomys nivalis (European snow vole) is the source of this 2332-nucleotide messenger RNA. RefSeq names its product solute carrier family 44 member 3 (gene Slc44a3). The coding region runs from base 92 to 2053 and encodes 653 amino acids. Gene Ontology annotation, cellular component: membrane. Gene Ontology annotation, molecular function: transmembrane transporter activity. The transcript has 15 exons. The record is from RefSeq and is a predicted model, not a curated record. Gene Ontology annotation, biological process: transmembrane transport. NCBI's taxonomy places the organism in Eukaryota, Metazoa, Chordata, Mammalia, Rodentia, Cricetidae.